Messenger RNA from Acomys russatus (golden spiny mouse), 1884 nucleotides. RefSeq names its product pyruvate dehydrogenase E1 subunit alpha 1 (gene Pdha1). The record is from RefSeq and is a predicted model, not a curated record. NCBI's taxonomy places the organism in Eukaryota, Metazoa, Chordata, Mammalia, Rodentia, Muridae. Gene Ontology annotation, molecular function: pyruvate dehydrogenase (acetyl-transferring) activity. The transcript has 11 exons. Gene Ontology annotation, cellular component: intracellular membrane-bounded organelle. Bases 118 to 1290 code for a protein of 390 amino acids. Gene Ontology annotation, biological process: pyruvate decarboxylation to acetyl-CoA.
UCACUGCGUUUAGGGUGUGGCCUCGACUUAGGGCAGCUCAAGGAGACUUAGGGACGUCUGAAUCACUCCUUUUGAGUGCCUGGGUGUUGCGGCCGCCGCGUGUGUUUGCUGCGCUCCAUGAGGAAGAUGCUUGCCGCUGUGUCCCGCGUGUUGGCAGGCGCUGCGCAGAAGCCGGCAAGCAGAGUGCUAGUAGCUUCCCGUAAUUUUGCAAACGAUGCUACAUUUGAGAUUAAGAAAUGUGAUCUUCAUCGGCUAGAAGAGGGCCCUCCAGAAACCACAGUACUCACCAGAGAGGAUGGGCUCAAAUAUUACAGGAUGAUGCAGACUGUACGCAGAAUGGAGCUUAAGGCAGAUCAGCUGUAUAAGCAGAAAAUUAUUCGUGGUUUCUGUCACUUGUGUGAUGGUCAGGAAGCCUGCUGUGUGGGCCUAGAGGCCGGCAUAAACCCCACGGACCAUCUCAUCACAGCCUAUCGAGCUCAUGGCUUCACCUUCACUCGGGGCCUGUCAGUCCGAGCAAUUCUUGCAGAGCUAACAGGAAGAAGAGGAGGCUGUGUUAAAGGGAAAGGCGGCUCGAUGCACAUGUUCGCCAAGAACUUCUAUGGGGGCAAUGGCAUCGUUGGAGCUCAGGUGCCCCUGGGAGCAGGAAUUGCUCUCGCCUGCAAGUAUAAUGGAAAAGAUGAGAUCUGUUUGACAUUAUACGGUGAUGGUGCUGCUAAUCAGGGUCAAAUAUUUGAAGCUUACAAUAUGGCAGCAUUGUGGAAAUUACCUUGUAUUUUCAUCUGUGAGAAUAACCGUUAUGGCAUGGGUACAUCUAUUGAGAGAGCAGCAGCCAGCACGGAUUACUACAAAAGAGGAGAUUUUAUUCCUGGACUGAGGGUAGAUGGAAUGGAUAUCUUGUGUGUCCGAGAGGCAACAAAGUUUGCAGCUGCCUAUUGUAGGUCUGGUAAGGGGCCCAUCCUGAUGGAGCUACAGACUUAUCGCUACCAUGGGCACAGUAUGAGUGACCCUGGAGUCAGUUACCGCACUCGAGAAGAAAUCCAGGAAGUAAGAAGUAAGAGCGACCCUAUUAUGCUUCUCAAGGAUAGAAUGGUGAACAGCAAUCUCACAAGCGUUGAAGAAUUAAAGGAGAUUGAUGUGGAAGUGAGGAAAGAAAUCGAGGACGCUGCCCAGUUUGCCACAGCUGAUCCAGAGCCACCAUUGGAGGAACUAGGCUAUCACAUCUACAGCAGUGACCCUCCCUUUGAAGUGCGUGGUCCCAACCAGUGGAUCAAGUUUAAGUCAGUCAGUUAAUGAGAAUUUGUCAUCUACUUUUUGUGCUUUCAACUUAAAGACAGGUGGAAAUACCUAGACAACAAAAAGUCCCGAAAACAUGUAAAUUAAGGGAGAAUAAAUUGCAUGCAGUUUGUACAUUGUUGUAUUCGGAAUAUUCAUGUGAAUAUUGGAUUUGUAUAGGAUUUGAAAUGACUAAUGCAGAGCUUAUAACCUUCCCAUAUCAUCUCCUAGGUCAGUUUCUAAAAGGAGCAACUCUGCCAGUUGGUGGUGUGAUCAUAGCUAUGUCUUCAUGGAGGCAUGUUGGAAUUAAUGCAACACAUGGGUAGAGAAGUGUAACAGCCACCCUGAAUUGAGGAGGCUGAAGUCUGGUGGCACUGACCAGUAUGAUCUCUAUGAUCAAAGGCUAUAUUUAAUCAGGCAUUUUAAAAUAAAGGUACUUCAGUCACUUCAAAGGUAAAAUAAUUUAAUUUGCUCCAUUGAGACAUUUAACAGACAUGAACUUGUACUCCCAUUGCAAGGCACACUUUUUACCUUUCACAUUUAAGUAUCACUCUAGUUUUAUAGAAUACUUACUGCUUUAUCUUUCCAGCAAUUGCUGUACAGUAUGCUGAC